CCUUCCCUCACUGCAGCCUACCAGGCAGCAAUUACGCUUUGGGGAUAAAACGAGGCGCAGAGAGCAGGCUGGGGCAGUCCUCCCCGAGAUGGCGGGUCUGACAGCAGCAGUCCGGCAGCCUGGAGCCUUGCUGAUCUUCUUGCUCAACCUCCUCCAUCCCGCGCAGCCUGGAGGGGUUCCAGGAGGUGUGCCUGGUGGAGUUCCUGGUGGAGUCUAUUAUCCAGGGGCUGGUAUUGGAGGCCUGGGAGGAGGAGGAGCUCUGGGACCUGGAGGAAAACCACCUAAACCAGGUGCUGGGCUUCUGGGAGCAUUUGGAGCAGGCCCUGGAGGACUCGCAGGUGCUGGCCCCGGGGCAGGUCUGGGGGCCUUUCCCGCAGGUACCUAUCCAGGGGCAGGAGCUCUGGUGCCUGGAGGAGCAGCGGGGGCUGCUGCGGCUUAUAAAGCUGCCGCCAAAGCCGGGGCGGGACUUGGUGGAGUUGGUGGCGUCCCUGGUGGUGUUGGAGUUGGUGGUGUUCCUGGUGGUGUCGGAGUUGGUGGCGUCCCUGGUGGUGUUGGAGUUGGCGGCCUCCCUGGUGGUGUUGGUGGUAUUGGUGGCAUUGGUGGCUUAGGAGUAUCAACAGGUGCCGUCGUACCGCAAGUCGGAGCUGGAGUCGGAGCCGGAGUCAAGCCUGGAAAGGUUCCCGGUGUUGGUCUUCCGGGUGUAUACCCCGGCGGAGUACUCCCAGGCACAGGAGCUCGGUUCCCAGGUGUGGGGGUGCUCCCCGGAGUUCCCACCGGCACAGGAGUCAAGGCCAAGGCUCCAGGUGGAGGUGGUGCUUUUGCUGGAAUCCCAGGUGUCGGGCCCUUUGGGGGACAGCAGCCUGGUGUCCCCCUGGGUUACCCCAUCAAAGCCCCGAAGCUGCCAGGUGGCUAUGGACUGCCCUACACCAAUGGGAAGUUGCCCUAUGGAGUGGCUGGUGCAGGCGGCAAGGCUGGCUACCCAACAGGGACAGGGGUUGGAUCCCAGGCAGCGGCGGCAGCAGCUAAAGCAGCGAAAUAUGCAGGUGCUGGAGGAGCUGGAGUCCUCCCUGGUGUUGGAGGGGCUGGCAUUCCUGGUGGUGCUGGAGCGAUUCCCGGGAUUGGAGGCAUUGCAGGCGCCGGGACUCCCGCAGCAGCAGCUGCUGCAAAGGCUGCUGCUAAGGCUGCUAAGUAUGGAGCUGCUGGAGGCUUAGUACCUGGUGGACCAGGAGUUAGGGUCCCAGGUGUUGGGAUCCCAGGUGUUGGGAUCCCAGGUGUUGGUGGCAUCCCAGGUGUUGGUGUUGGUGGCAUCCCAGGUGUUGGGGGCCCUGGUAUCGGAGGCCCAGGCAUUGUGGGUGGACCAGGGGCUGUGUCACCAGCUGCUGCUGCCAAAGCUGCUGCCAAAGCUGCCAAAUAUGGAGGCAGAGGUGGAGUUGGCAUUCCAACAUAUGGAGUUGGUGCUGGGGGCUUUCCUGGCUAUGGUGUUGGAGCUGGAGCUGGACUCGGAGGGGCAGGCCAAGCAGCCGCUGCUGCUGCCGCCAAAGCUGCCAAGUAUGGUGCUGGUGGAGCCGGAGGCCUGGGAGGCCUGGGAGGCCUGGUGCCAGGUGCAGGAGCAGGAGCAAUACCAGGUGUACCGGGCACUGGGGGAGUGCCAGGAGCAGGUACCCCUGCAGCUGCAGCUGCUGCCGCCGCCGCCAAGGCAGCCGCCAAAGCGGGCCAGUAUGGUUUGGGCCCUGGCGUUGGUGGUGUUCCUGGUGGAGUCGGUGUGGGUGGAGUUCCUGGUGGAGUUGGCCCUGGUGGUGUUACUGGUAUUGGAGCUGGUCCCGGCAUCGGCAUUGGACCUGGUGGUAUUGGAGCAGGGACGCCGGCUGCCGCCAAAUCUGCUGCUAAGGCAGCCGCCAAAGCCCAGUACAGGGCUGCUGCUGGGCUUGGGGCAGGUGUCCCUGGAUUUGGGGCAGGUGCUGGUGUCCCUGGCUUUGGGGCAGGUGCUGGUGGUGUCCCUGGAUUUGGAGCUGGAGCAGGUGUCCCUGGAUUUGGGGCUGGAGCAGUCCCUGGAUCCCUGGCUGCAUCAAAAGCUGCUAAAUAUGGAGCAGGAGCUGGAGGCCUUGGAGGUGUUGGAGGUCUUGGAGGUGCUGGUGGCCUCGGGGGCCCUGGGGGUCUUGGUGGGGCUGGUGUUCCAGGUGGUGUAGCAGGAGCGUCACCUGCUGCCGCUGCUGCUGCUGCUAAAGCUGCCGCGAAGGCCGCCCAGUAUGGUGGAGCCGGCGGACUGGGAGCCGGUGGACUCGGGGCCGGUGGACUCGGGGCCGGUGGCCUGGGAGCCGGUGGCCUGGGAGCCGGUGGACUUGGGGCCGGUGGAGCAGGCCUUGGAGGUGUGUCCCCAGCUGCAGCGGCUAAAGCAGCCAAAUAUGGUGCUGCUGGCCUUGGAGGUGUCCUCGGAGCCAGGCCAUUCCCAGGUGGAGGAGUGGCAGCGAGACCUGGCUUUGGACUGUCUCCUAUUUACCCAGGUGGUGGUGCUGGGGGCCUGGGAGUUGGCGGAAAACCUCCGAAGCCCUAUGGAGGAGCCCUUGGAGCCCUGGGAUACCAAGGUGGGGGCUGCUUCGGGAAAUCUUGUGGCCGGAAGAGGAAGUGAUCUUCUGGAGACCCCUGACUCGCGACCUCAUCAACGUUGGUGCUACUGCUUGGUGGAGAAUGUAAACCUUCUAUGACCACCCCCUACU
Messenger RNA from Peromyscus leucopus (white-footed mouse), 2714 nucleotides. It is a transcript of the gene Eln, whose product is annotated as elastin. The record is from RefSeq and is a predicted model, not a curated record. Lineage: Eukaryota; Metazoa; Chordata; Mammalia; Rodentia; Cricetidae. Bases 89 to 2626 code for a protein of 845 amino acids. Gene Ontology annotation, molecular function: extracellular matrix structural constituent. The transcript has 36 exons.